GAGCACAGUGAGCCGCGCUUCACCCACAUGGAUGACCAAUAAAAGGAAAACUUCGCAACCAACAACCUCUCGACUUGCUGCGUUCGACUGUCAACGAUUCCCAGUUCAGGUGUUUGACUGAGCUCCACGGGACGUACUGCGUGAUCGCCGUAUGAGGCAGCAGUCCGGAAGACAGACGGAGAACAAUGGCAAUAAAAUGAGUUCGUGGAGAAAAAGAAUCAAGCGAAAGUUCGGGAGGUACUCGGGAGAUGUUUCCCCACCCGCAGCUCUGGUCGAUGACCUGCCGCCACCUUUCGCAAGAUCUCUAUCGCUGAGGCACCCUGGGUACACUUCACGCGACGGCGACCUUCGACCCGAAUCGUUUCUCCUCCUCGACGAUCAGAGGAUUCCCACUCUGCGUAGAACAUGGUCUUUUCGACAAGCGGUGGCCAAAUCCUCUUCGGCGAACCAGCAGCCCCUGCAAAACGGACAGGGUUUCUUCAACGGAAGCAGCAGUGGCAACACUCUACUCGAUUGUCCUGGUUCGCCAUCACUGAACAAGCCACCACCUUUCUUUUCCCGUUUGUUCCGCUUCUCAACGAGAGAUAAAAAUCGUAAAGCCGGAUCAAACUUGCCACCGAGUGUCGCUCAUGUCGAUGUUAUACGCAAGGGUGACCCUGAGAGCCCACAGGAUGAGCCCGACGGUGUCUUCUCUGCCGAAAACCUCUCCCAGUGGCCUUCCGUGCAAUCGGAUAUUGUUACUUCGUUCGUCGAACCCACUAAUGACGCAGCCACGACUAGUUUCAUGUCGCAGUGGGCUUCGGUGCCCAUGGACAUGACAUCCUCGCACGCUUGUCACAAUAAUUCCGAGUGGUCCUCGUCGCAAGACAACUGCGGCGCCACGGAGCCUGUUGUGGACGAUGACGAAGAAGAUCCUGACGUUGUGGUCAUCCGCCGGAGUUCGACCUUGCCCAGCUUCCGAUCACGAGCCGGCUACUCAUCUUCAGAGCAAAUUACAACUCCAAACGAGAUCACUGCCCACCUGAGUGAGCAAGCUGUCGAUGGUGCUGAUAACGUUGACGGUUGUGAGAACGUCAUGGGAACAAAGACGGAGCGUGAGAACCGCUUGUCCUGUGAACCCAGCGUCGAAGCGCCGAAAACCGCGGUCGUAUCAGAGAUAGCGGGAGAGUUCCCUUGCAACGUUGACCCAGGUGCCAAAAAGAAGAGGAAGAGGAACAGCAGGAAUAUGGCGGAGCCUCAGCUCAGCGAUGAACUUAAAUUCGUACUUCUGAACGGAACUUUCCCACCGAAACACGAAGAUAAACCGGCCCCGAGACUGGCUUCCGCAACGAUACCCGGCCACAUGAUUGAGAGCCCCUGCUCCGAAGAUUCCGCCGUGUUCGAUCUCAGUCCAGUGAAUCCCCUCACGAAGAAUGCGGAAUCGCGCCCGAGCGAUCGGAAGUAUAAGAUAGAUUCAGCUAUUUUCGACUGUAAGGCCGCCCCCGCGAAUUUGCCAGACUCUCCUGUUAUCGGGCCCGUAAUCGAUUUAGAAGAUCCUAAGGCGACCCGGCGGCGGUUCGAAGCACAACUACCGAGUAGCUGCAGGCCUUCGUCCGUGUCCCCAGUUCGAGAUCCCGCGGUCGUUCGGCGCGUGAAAAAGAUGACGACGAGCAUACGGCCGAUUUCAUACACCGCCGGUAUCGGCCCGAUGCAGCGAGCCUCCACCGAUCUCCACCAAAUCGUUUUGUCGAGAAACCGUUCCGCUCAGAAACAAGAGCCAUCCAUGCUCGAGCGGUCUUGCAGUGCCGAAGCGUUGGCACCUGAAGUGCAGUCCAAGGACGAGCCGACCGUAAACGGAGACUUGGCACAAACCGCGCGCCAAGACGCAUCCCGAACCUCGAGAGGCUCUGAGCUCUCCGACGAAGUCGAUUCAGGCACCUUCGUCCGGAAGAAGCCGAACCCUCUACAGAGGAAUGGGACUUUCACGAAAGAAGACAGGAAACUCCGAGAUGCGGAAGUCCUCAUGGAGAAUGACCGAGAAGUUCCUGCGGGAAUCAUCAUCGAUCGUGAUAUCGAUGAUGCAGCUGAAGUCAAGGCUUCCGAAUGCGGAACAGAGACUCAUUCUACCGCGGCGGCUGCUUCCUCUGCUGCACCGGGCGACUCAUCGAGUGCUUCAGCCACACAAAGCAGUCCCUCUCAAGGCGGGGGAACCUUCUCUAGACCGAGCGGACCGUGCAGGGGGGGACUCAGGAAACCUUCGGAGCUCAAAGUUUGCAGAAUAACCAAAGAGUCGCAAGAAUUCUCGUCGUCGGAAAACGUCCUUCCAGUCAUCAGCAAAGAGCUUAAAUCACCAGGGACAGAGCCUCAAGUCACACCGGGUAACGGCCCGGAACACUACAAGCUAGAAGCCAGGAAGAAUUGCAAGCUACAUAUACCGUUGCCAGUUGCGAAGUCCGACUCCGAAACCUGCUUGGUGGAAAGUGUAACUCGCGUCGCCGAGGAAGCUCAGGAGAAAAUUCGUUUUGUGAUGCGACAAACCGUCUCUUCCAAUGCUCGACGGAAGAAGUCGAUCGAUGUCAAAGAAUCAAUCAGUGAGAAACCGGAGGGAAACAAAGUCAGCAGCGGUAGUGAAGUCGUCAAGAAAGUUGCCACAAAAACAACACAGGCAGCUCCCAAGGCCCCCGACGAUGGAGUCGGCGAACAGAGCGAACGACAGUCUUCAAAAGUGGACUUCGAGGUGGAGAUCGCACGACUGGGCAAAAUUUGUGAAGCCCGUAGUGCGGAACUCGACAACCUUCGCAAAGAGCUACAGAACUCCACAGCUGCGCACGGCGCCUUGGCGUUCGCAGCGCACUACUGGAGUGAGCGUCUCCGGAGAACCGAAGAGUACUCGGCCCGGUUGAGGAGUCAGCUGCUGCUGGCUGGAAAAGUAAUUAGCAAUGCCCACAAUGAUAUCGAAAAUCUAGAAAACAAGCUUCAGCAGGAAGUUGCCACGCACAAAGAUGAAAUGCAGAAAUUCGAGGAGGCGAAACAGCAGAAGAUAACAGAGCUUGAGGCUAAACAAGUCAGCGUUCUAGAAGAAUUGAGAUCAGAACACGAGAGAAAAGUCGAUGAGCUUAAGAGCAGUCAAGCAUCUGCGUCACAAGAUACUGUGCACAAAAGUAGAUUGAUCGAGCUUCAGGAGGAGCACGAGUGCGCUCUAGAGGCUCUAAGACAGUCGAAAGAAGCCGAAUUCAACGCCCUCAGGGAAACCCAACGCGAUCUCGAGCGACGUUUGGACGAGAAAAAUCACCAGUGCCGUAGGGUUGAGGAAGAGGCAGCCGCACUCAAAGCCAAGCUUCUACAAUCGGCUGAUGCGCGUGCCCAGUGGUUGAACGAGAAAAUCAACUCCCUCGAAAAGGAAGUGGAAUCGCUGAACGCGGUACUCGAGAUGAAAGUCGCCGAGAACCGGGAACUUCUUGCGGAGAAGCGUGAAAACCAAGACCGCAAAGAACGCAUGGCACUCAUGCAGGAGGCUCUCGAUAAACAAAGAGCUAAAAUAGAGGACCUGAAGGCUCAACUCGAUAUCAAGACAGAAACACAGCAGAAACUGACAUCCGAGAACGUAAAGUUACUCGAGCUUUCCGAAAAGAAGGAUCGUAUCAUAUCUCAAAUGGACCGGCAUUUUGAAGAGCUCAAAUACAAGAUGCAGGACGGCACUAGCUUCACUGUGGACGUUUCCACGCCGGUGCACCGGCCGUUGCGAGAAACAAAAAGUUUUGGCGCUCCCCCGGAUAAUGCUGACGUGGAUGAAGCAAUGAGCAGGUCGUGGCACUUGUCGUUCCGGGAAAAAUCGCAAAAAGAAUCCAAUGAUUCGAGGAGCGCCAGUUCGGACUCGAAGGACUCCGACGAAGAUGAUUCACCCCAUGUGUUGGAGAACGUCUUCACUCAAGAUGAAGGAACAGCUCUGGAGGAAACGGUUUCGACACCGGUAGUCGCCACCGCCGCUUCGCGAGCUUGAAGAACCGUCCGGGAAACCAACUAGUGGAAACAUUGUGCCACUGUUGCAGCCGGAGUUCGAGGACAAGGAUUGGAGGCGAUUCCGAAUGAGCUCUCCAGUCCACUCAAUCGGGGUUGCGAUCUUCUAAUGCUGAUCAGUGUUAUUUCUGGGAUUGUGUUUCCCCCCUACGCCAUGUGUGUUAGACGUUGGGCGAUAGAAAGUUCGUGCGAAGGAUCAAUAUGGUCUCGUGUAAAUUCGCCGUUAAUAGGUGUACAUGAAAACCUUCGGUGCUCUUUUCAUUUAUUUUUUUUCGUGCAUCACAGGCAAUCUGGUUCCCUCCAAUUCCGAUCGGUAAAGUUAAUCCAGACGCGUGAGUUUUUGCUGUCUGACACGCUGCAGUACGCGCAGAUGUAGGCGGAAUCCAAGGACUUCACAGGUCUGAGUGUAUUUACAACUUGAAUUUGUGGCGAUGCAGCACAUCGAAUGCGUGCGACGCCAGAUGCCUGCGUAAGAUCAACUCCAGAGCUCGAGCGAAUACAAUGACGGAUCUUUUUACCAUCAUGUCGGGUGAUGCAGCUCGCGUACGCGUCCGUGAUUCUCUAUCUGGGCAGCAAAGCAAUCUAUAGGACUGGAGGUUCUUGAGAACUUCAUUCUCUGUUUCAAGGAAGCUGUUCAUGAACUUUCAAACGUCGAAUG
Molecule: messenger RNA, 4654 nt
Organism: Galendromus occidentalis (western predatory mite)
Lineage: Eukaryota; Metazoa; Arthropoda; Arachnida; Mesostigmata; Phytoseiidae
Exons: 11
Coding region: 152-3979 (1275 amino acids)
Source: RefSeq, a predicted model, not a curated record